CAGCGCCUUAACCACCAGGCCCCCUGCCGGCCCGGCAGCCCCAUUCUUACUGGACAUUCCGAAACUGGGGGCUGGUGUCCGCCUUCACUGGGUGUCUCCUCCCCUCGGCCCAGUGCUCUAGUGUCCCAGCCGGAGAGUCCCCCAGCACGUGGGCCAUGCUUGGCCAUCCCCUGGACACCAGGACCACUGCUUCCUACCUGUCUCGACUGCGGCCAUGGGCUGGCUGUGGGACAGGGAGAGGAAGCAGAGCGCCCACUCCCAGAGGCAUGAGUCUAUGACCUGCACGUACAGCCCGCAGGACGCGAGGAGGAAGCCACGGCCCGUCCCCACGCCCACGCGCCCGGCCAGCUGCCCGGCCAGCCGGCACUCUUCCCUCCGCUGGUUCCCAACAAGCAUGGCCCGGCUCCUGACCCUCCUGCUCCCAGGGACCCUCCUGGUUUUGUGCCAGUCUCCCAUGGAAGAUCCUGAAAGGAAGCCCGUAUUUUGCACCUCCUGCGAAGAAUUCGUCGGCAAGACCUGCAGAAGGAGUUCCGGUUUCUGCCGGGCCAAGCACCCUGACUUCAUGUGCCAGACCAGACGAGUGUACACGCAGCACUUCACUGGAGAGUACCUGCACCAGUACUCGGCCCUGGGCUGUCCCCGGAGGUGCGCGGAGUACGUGCGUCUCAGCCCCGGGGAGAAGAGCACGAUCUCCUGCUGCAACCAGAGCUACUGCAACAGCCCGACGGGGAGAGACGGCCCGCCCAGCACCACCCAGCUCAGGGGCCCGGUCCAGCCGCCCGCUGACCGCGUGGACCUCCGCCAGGGGCCCGGUCCAGCCGCCCACUGACUGCGUGGACCUCCACCAGGGGCCUGGUCCAGCCGCUCGCUGACCGUGCGGGCCUCUGCCAGGGACUGUCCUGCCACUGUCCGCCCUCACACAUGGAGACCCAGAAUGCCUUCAGUCCCACCCCACCCACUGUCUCUGAGAGCUACGGGUGAAGAGGAAGGAGGUGGAGCUUUGAAAGCGUCUGGCCCGAGUCAGGCCCACCAGGCCCGUGGCUGGCUCCGUUGUUCCCCAGGCCCCCGGGGUAGGAAGGGCCACACUGCUGGAUGGCUGUCACAGCCCAGCCAGGUCACCGCGGUGGCUCUGUGAGGGACAGCCAUGCACAGCUCCCAGUGUCUCCAGGGCUGACCACACAGGAAG
This is a messenger RNA of Tupaia belangeri chinensis (Chinese tree shrew), 1186 nucleotides long. RefSeq names its product prostate and testis expressed protein 2. Bases 215 to 829 code for a protein of 204 amino acids. NCBI's taxonomy places the organism in Eukaryota, Metazoa, Chordata, Mammalia, Scandentia, Tupaiidae. The transcript has 3 exons. The record is from RefSeq and is a predicted model, not a curated record.